Messenger RNA from Lichtheimia ornata, 894 nucleotides. RefSeq lists its product as uncharacterized. The transcript is spliced from 2 exons. The record is from RefSeq and is a predicted model, not a curated record. The coding region runs from base 1 to 894 and encodes 297 amino acids. NCBI's taxonomy places the organism in Eukaryota, Fungi, Mucoromycota, Mucoromycetes, Mucorales, Lichtheimiaceae.
AUGACAACCCAACUCAGUCCAAACUCUGGACACCUUUGCUACGACAAUGCUCUGAACCAACUCGUCAAUCUACCUCGAUCCAACCAUGGAACAAGUGAUUUUAGUCAGCUUACCAGCUUCGCGUUAGAAGUUUGCAAGAUCCAGGAAGCCCUCUUGGGCCAUGACGAUUCGACAUGCGAUCGUGCUUCGCCAGCGCUAAAAUCAGCUGUAGAUUUGUUACUCGAACGGUAUCGCUGCAUUUGGGUUGAUAAGAUCGACGAGAUUAACGCAGCUCGUAAAACGACGGCUUCUCUCAACCGACAACGAAACGACACGAUGCCUAAUUUGCAGUAUGUGCAUCAUUGUUAUCUAAACAUCAAGAGCAGCAUUACGGAUUUCGACAGAAUAAUGAAGUUGAACCUCACCUAUUUCGCUAAGAAUCGGAUCAUAUUUUACACUAAUGAUGAUGGCGCUGAACGAAUCGCCGGCAUUCUAUCUCGUGCAGCUGUGCCACAUACUCAUAUCAAGAUGGGUGAAUCACUCGCCAAGCGGCAUCGACGCUUAAAGAUCUUCAAAAGCAUGCCUUCCGUAUUGAUUGUCAGCGGUGAAAAUGUGGCCAUUUACGAGCUCCAAGACAUUCCGGUUGACGCUGUGUUCCAGUAUUAUCCAUCACGCAGCAAGCAUACAAGAAGGGUACCAGAGGGAAUCGUUGAUUACGAGGAACAAACGAAGGCGCUUUGCAGAUUUGGACGUCAAGGAUUAUCGUUGAUCUUUGUUCAAGAUAGAGAUGUCAGGUGCGAAGUGGUGGACCUCUCAAUUGAAAACUAUGCAAAGUAUGGGACCUAUUUCGAGGAAUUGGAUACAAAAGGACAAGGUGGAUCACUAGUACGAACAUUGGAAGAGUAUUUGUCAUGA